Molecule: messenger RNA, 3444 nt
Organism: Phytophthora nicotianae INRA-310
Lineage: Eukaryota; Oomycota; Peronosporomycetes; Peronosporales; Peronosporaceae
Exons: 9
Coding region: 1-3444 (1147 amino acids)
Biological process (GO): potassium ion transport
Cellular component (GO): membrane
Source: RefSeq, a predicted model, not a curated record
AUGGGGAUGAUCUGCGUGAACCAGAACGAGGAGACCAACCUCACCACUAGCACACCGCGCUGUGUGGCCGACUGGGCACAUACGCAGGAGCAGGUGAUCCACGCCUCUUAUCUGUUAGCCGGCCUGGUGCUUAUCUCAUUGUUCUGGACGGUCACCUCGCGCCGCCAGCGUAAAUCGCUACGCAAAGGCGAGGUCGGUUUCUCACUCAAUUGUCGCCGAUGGGCACGCACAUCCCGCACCGCCGCUAUCAUCAACCGACCUGUUCAAUUGCUCGUGUCUUUUGGCAUCUUGGGUCUUACCAUGUCCAGACUUAACUCGUACGACGUAACAGAAUGGUCCUAUUACACCGUACUGGGGCUCUAUGUCAUCGCCAUUGUGGACGAUGUGGUUCGUUUCCUCGCGUCGCGAUACAAGCUUCUCUUCUGUUUCUCGCCUCUCACGCUGCUUGAGUUGCUGUGCUUGGCAUCGAAUUUCGGCGUGGGAUUUGGUACGGUUAAAGUUAUUGGAGGAGUGCGAACACGAACGUACUUGGACUUCUCAGUCAUGCGGCCAGUAUUUAUCUUGAGAAGUUACUUGGAGAUGGAGAAGAACGUGCCCAGAUCGACGAAAGGCUGGAUGAUGGUCCGACUUGGUAUAAAGAUCCUGCUCAUGAUCAUGGUUGGUGCAUCCAUUAUGUUUUUCUUCGAGACACUCGGCGAAAUGCCGUUCUUCACCGACAACGGAUUUGCUCAUCUCUACAGCUGCAGCGAUGGAUCCGUCACAAGACACGAAUCUUCCGACUGCUCUGACUCAACCUGGUCCGUCAUGUUCGCAUUCUACUUCACUGUUGUGACACUUGGUACGGUUGGUUACGGUGACAACGCACCUCAAACAGUGCCAAGCCGGCUUUUAGCUAUCAUGUUCAUCGUCAUGGGCAUUAUUUUGUUCUCGAUGGAGAUUGAUAACCUUGUCAGCUUGUACAAGUUGCGUCAAAUCGGAAACCCGCCAUACACGCCCAAGCCAGACUCCAAACAUGUGCUCAUUAUCGGCAAUCCUUCGUUUGCCCAGCUCUCAGCCAUACUACGAGAGCUUUUCCACGUCGAUCACAUAAGCGAUACCGAUACACAGCAACUUGAAGCUGUUGUGCUAGGAGAACGCAAGUCCAAGUUUACGAAUCCACUCAUUGCAAAGCUGAAGGCGGAUCCCAUUUUCACGUCUCGCGUAACAUACAUCGCUGGCAAUGCUACUCGCUCAGAAGAUCUGGAACGGUCUCUAGCUCGUGACGCAAGAGCUGUGUUCGUAUUUCCAGACAAGCUCACUGGUGAUGCUGCAACGGAAGAUGCGAUGAACAUCAUGCGUGUCCUGGCUACUAAACGCUAUGUGGGACCUUCUGUGCGCUUUUUGGUGAUGGUUCUACGAGCUGAGAGUGCCCGGCACAUGCUAGCUGCAGGCGUACACCCAGACGAUAUUAUCUGUGAAAAUGUCAUCAAGAUGGGAUCGUUGGCGCAAAAUUCAGUCUCCAACGGCAUUUCCACAAUGCUGUCGAAUCUUGGAUCGAGUCUCUCUGUUGAUACGAGCGAAACUACGGAAGAAAGCUCUACACCACUGCUCACAGUUAUUGGCAAAGACAAAUCCAUGGGCCCAGACAUCCUAACAACUGACGUUGCCGAGAAGGACUUGUCGGAUCGCAGCUGGAUCAAAGAGUAUUAUGCUGGUGCAGCGAAGGAAAUGUAUCUUAUCCAUCUGUCUAAGAGAUACGCCGGACUAACAUUUUCUCAAGCGGCAUCACGGGUUUUUCGAGAAACCUCAGGCACUGUACUGCUUAUCGGUGUGGAGGUUAUGUUUUCCAACGACGAGUCAAGUUUCCACAGCAACUCCGAGCCACGCGUGCUGCUGAACCCUGGUGAAAGUUUACUAAUGACUGAGUGGAUUCAGUGCUAUUGCAUCGCUGACGACCUUGAUCAAGUAUUCAACUACAAGAUUUGUCCCGAGGAGGUUAGUCUGGAAGAAAUGCGGCGGCCAGGAAGCACGUCUACUUUCAUGAAUCCGGAAGGAGACGUUUUCCAGCCAAUCCUUUCAGCAGACCAUAGCGAUGACGAUCUUCCUUGCGAUGAGCUACGAAGUUUAACGGCGUACACGGCAUAUAUGACUCCAAAUUACGACUCGAUGAAGAACCGCAGUCCGUUGGCAACAUCGAGGACAGGGUCACUUGUACUGGACCGCUCACUCGAGAGUAUUGCUCUCAAUUUCAAGAAUUCCAACCGAAACAUCACAAGUGGUAAUCCCUACGAUAAUCCUCAACUUCACGCUGCACUCCACAGCAAGGAUGCAUCCCUAGACUCAGAAGCAUCGAAAACUCUUCACACUCCGCCACUUGACAUUCUACUGCACCCAAACCACAUCGUCAUUUGCAGCUUUUUGGGUGAGGACUCGUUGGAAAGCCUGCAAUGGCUCAUUCUGCCGCUUCGUAGUCCAUACGCUGUGAACCAUCCCCCGAUUACGAUUUUGGAUAGCGCCAAGCCUUCACAAAUUUUGAUGAGAACGCUGUCUGCCUUCAAAAAUGUGUAUUACGUACGCGGAAGCCCUCUCGUUUAUUCAGAUUUGCAACGUGCUGGUGCCAAGGCCGCAGCUGCAGUCGUGGUGCUUGGAAAGCGAGCAAAGAACUCUAUUAUUGCCGAAUCCGCCUUGGACGCUGAGUUGGAAUCCAGUAUCGCUGAUGCGGAAGCCAUUUUUGCUACGAUGCUGGUGGAGCUCAAGAUGGAUUUCUCGAAAAUCUUCACUGUUACCGAGCUUGCCAAUGAAGUAAACUCAAAGUUCAUGGGCAUGUCGUUCCAGCUGAACCAGCUUCACCACAUCAUAUCGGGGAAUGGUAGCGGAAAAGUUAGUAUAGCAGCAGAAAUCUCGGGCAUGGAAGUGUUCAAUCUGUGGGAUCAAAUUUUACAGCACGAAGCACCGGAGCAGAAGUCUGAGAAAGAGAUUUUCGGUCUCCCUUUGUACAUGUCGGGGAGGAUCCUACACCCCGAGCUGUGUGAAAACAUGGUAGUGCAGACAUACUUUAACCCGUCCAUUCACAAGAUUGUUCGACAACUGGUUGGAGGCCCUCGGUGUACCGGAGUGAUUCACACCUUUUCGAUUCCACGAGCACUUAGAAAGGAUUGCACGUACGCCGAUGUCUUCCACUCGUUUGCCGCUUCGUCGUACUCGGGCAUUUGCGUUGGUAUUUAUCGCAUGUCAACUCAAGCAAUGGGAACGUCGCACCAAGUUGAACUGCCCAUUGUUAUCACGACCCCAAAGGCCGACCUUGAGAUUCUAAGCGGCGAUAGGCUCUUCGUGUUGAUCGGAGCUCACACGCUGGAGCGUGCGGCCACGAGGAUCCAGAAGCAAUAUCGAAGAUACAAAGGACUUCCUGAUCCUGUCAAAGACAUGAAGGCAGGUGAAAAAGCCAAGAGAGAGCUUUACGUGUAA